CAGAGUCACGAUGGAUCUACACAUUGGCGUGUUGGUUAUUGUCCUCGCGGGAUUGCAGAUUGUGAAUUCAGGCCUGAUCAGACGCCACGUAACAAGCGGUGAUCUGACCUUGACAUUGGAGUUGGAGGACCCCCUGCGACCUUUAACGGAAGCGGAUUAUUAUCAGUCGACAAAUGGCACUGCUUCUCGACGUAGGAGGGCAGCUGGUGGGCGGCCAGGUCAAGCCACUUCCACCAACACGUGCAACGACAUCCGGGGAGUUCCUGCGCAGCUGAGAAGCGCAAGCAACAUCGGGCCGAGUGGAUUGUCGUUUUUCUACCAGAAGUAUACAGAGGCGUAUGGGAUACCCGUAUUAGCUUCCGGUAAAGUCCCCGACGACGCUCUCCGCCGCGCCUGUUACGUCCUUCGCUUCCUCCUCGCCGACCACAGCGGUGUGCGACAGUCCUACUACCGACUAUCGGGAAGGGUGGCAGUGAUAGGGGCUCGGGAAGGGACAGUGUCUAUUCCAGAACACGCUUGGCUGGGGUCCGCCUGGAACGCCAGAGCACGUGGACUUGGGGCAACGGAACAUGCCCCAGUAUCAACGGGAGGCGAAGAGAACAUCCUGUGUUACACUGAGGACAGGUAUCGGGUCGAGGACAUCUUCCUGCACGAAUUCGCCCAUGGCAUCCAUCUGCUGGGCGCCAAGUACGCCAUUCCAGGCUGGCAGAGACGCCUACAGUCGCUAUACGACCAGGCCAAAGCUGCCGGUAGGUGGCGCAACACAUACGCCAUGAGUACUGUGGAGGAAUACUUUGCGGAAGGGACACAAAGCUACUUCAACGUCAACGCUUACUCCGCCGUCCCUAACGGCAUCCACAACCACGUCAACACCCGCGAGAAACUUCGGCCUUACGACCCCCAGCUCUUCUCUCUCAUACAGGAGGUAUUCCCGUGCGGCAACACGUACCUGAAGAGAUGCAAUACGACCAGAAGUGCUGAGAGAAGCCAGCAACUCAGGAUGAACUGUAACCUCGGGGGCGGGGAUGGCACAGACAGUGGGGGAGGCGGUAAUGGAACUGGAACCGGAACUGGAACUGGAACCGGAACUGGAACUGGUUCAGGCACGUGCCAGGACAAAAAUUCUCACUGCAAGUCGUGGGCGGCUCAAGGAGAGUGUGACUCCAACUCUGCCUACAUGGACGUCUCCUGUAGACGAAGUUGCAACAAAUGUGGAGGUGUGUCUUGUGUGGAUUCCAACCCCAACUGUAGCAGCUGGUCAAGUACAGGGGAGUGUGGACGGAACCCCGGCUACAUGUUGACCUCGUGUAGACGCAGCUGCGGCCAGUGCUGAUCGUGUCCACGAAUAAACCAAAC
This is a messenger RNA of Haliotis rufescens (red abalone), 1356 nucleotides long. RefSeq lists its product as uncharacterized. Bases 11 to 1333 code for a protein of 440 amino acids. Gene Ontology annotation, molecular function: metallopeptidase activity. The transcript has 9 exons. Lineage: Eukaryota; Metazoa; Mollusca; Gastropoda; Lepetellida; Haliotidae. The record is from RefSeq and is a predicted model, not a curated record.